Messenger RNA from Austrofundulus limnaeus, 11529 nucleotides. It is a transcript of the gene col12a1b, whose product is annotated as collagen, type XII, alpha 1b. Gene Ontology annotation, molecular function: extracellular matrix structural constituent; proteoglycan binding; integrin binding. Gene Ontology annotation, biological process: heart development; nervous system development; cell-substrate junction assembly. The transcript has 79 exons. The record is from RefSeq and is a predicted model, not a curated record. The coding region runs from base 502 to 11499 and encodes 3665 amino acids. NCBI's taxonomy places the organism in Eukaryota, Metazoa, Chordata, Actinopteri, Cyprinodontiformes, Rivulidae.
AUGCUCACCCGCCCCCUCACACUGAUUGACGGGCAGAGUCCGGCUAGAUCCACGCAGAUCAGUCAGGGGUUCUGACGGGUCCAAAGUGGUCUUGGAUCGGGUUUCAGGUCCAUCUGGGACCCCGGACUCUCCCGGUCCGUCCCUGCCUGCAGUGAGGAGGUUCUGAGAUGGAAUGCUUCCCGCUCUGUCUGCAGACAGAAGCUCCAUCAGCUCAAAGGAAUGCAGAAAAUCUGUAAAAGUUUCCGACUCCGUGUCUGAGUGGGUUCUCAGGUUCAGGUUCUGGGUCGGCCCCCCUCCUCCUCCCCCCCGUUAAGUAGCACAUCGUGUGGAGAUUCUUCCCACUUGGAAACAGGCUCACAGACCCAGAACUCCCCGAGUCCUGGACCGGACCACCUCAGUCUCCUUCCCUCAGACUCGGAGGAUCCAUCUUCUCCUGGUUUCGAGCCGAACCGAGCCGGUUCCGACAGUUUCCUUCAAAGCUUUGAUGAAGAGGAGCUGAAGAUGAAGACUAGGCUGUCUCUGGCGGCGGCGCUCCUGGCGCUGCUGCUGACCUCCUCUCAGGCCCAGGAACAAGUGGACCCUCCGACUGAUCUGAGGUUUACGAUUUUAAAUGAAAACACGGUUCAAAUGAUGUGGAACAAACCUCAGACCAGGAUCCAGGGCUUCAGAAUCCAAGUGGCCUCAGACUCAGGAGAACCAACACGAGACCUUUCUCUGCCUGCAUCUGUGACAAAGACCUCCAUCACAGACCUGAGUCCAGAUGUAGAUUAUGUUGUUACCAUUGUGGCAUUUGACGAAUCAGAGGAGAGUCUGCCCAUCUCUGGACAGAUCACACUUGAGUCCAGUGGACCCUCCAGAGGAGACUCAAAGAAACCAGAUCCUUCAGACUCAGUCAGAUGCACCGCUGCAGCUGUGGCAGACGUGGUUUUUCUGGUUGAUGGCUCCUGGAGCGUCGGCCGGCAGAACUUCAGAUACAUCCGUAACUUCAUCGCAGCCGCAGCCGGAGCCUUUCAGAUCGGAGAGGACAGAACCCGAGUGUCCGUGGUCCAGUUCAGUGAUGACACCCAGACCCAGAUCAGUCUGAACCAGUACCCAACCCGGGCAGGGCUCCUGAGGGCCAUUGGGUCCCUGACUUACAAAGGAGGGAACACCAAAACAGGCCACGCCCUCAACCACCUGCUGACUCAUACCUUCACCGGCACCGGCGGCGCCAGGAGAGAAUUCCCCAAAGUUCUGGUAAUCAUCACAGAUGGGCCAUCUGAGGAUCUGGUACAACGAUCUGCUGAACAGCUGAGGAGCAGGGGAGUGGAGAUCUUUGUCCUGGGGAUCCAUCAGGCGGACCCUGCAGAGUUGAAGCUGAUGGCCUCAACGCCCCACCACAGUCAUGUCUACACUGUUGUGGGCUUCGAAGCAAUCCAGACUGUGCAAAAGAGUCUCAUCACCCAGAUGUGCUCAGGUGUGGAGGAUCAACUCAACUCACUUGUCAGUGGAGAAGAAGUUGUUGAACCAGCUUCUAACCUCAGAGUCCUGGAAGUGGCCUCUAAGUCCAUACAAGUGAGCUGGGUCUCCUCCAUCGGGGACGUUUCAGGGUACAGAGUGCACCUGAUCCCCAUGAUGACCGGCAGCAGGAGUCAGGACCUGUAUGUGGGCUCAACGCAGACCUCAGUGGUGGUCAAAGACCUUUCUCCUGACACAGAGUACCAAAUUAACGUUUUUGCUUUGAAAGACCUGAUGACCAGUGAGCCCAUCACAGUCCUGCAGAAGACGGAACCGGUCAAAGUCUCAGUAGAGUGUUCUCUUGGUGUGGACGUGCAGGCCGAUGUUGUGCUCCUGGUGGAUGGAUCCUAUAGCAUUGGUGUGUCAAACUUUGCUAAAGUAAGAGCCUUCCUUGAAGUUUUAGUGAACACCUUUGACAUUGGCCCAAACAAGGUCCAGAUGGCCUUGGUUCAGUACAGCAGGGACUCUCACACUGAGUUUUACCUGAACACUCACCAAGAUGUGAACGCCGUGGUCAAGGCUGUGAGGACUUUCCCAUAUCGUGGUGGAUCCACCAACACCGGCAGGGCCAUGACUUUUGUCAGGGAGAAAAUCUUCCAGACCAACAACGGGGCACGUUCUAACAUUCCCCGUGUGACCAUCCUGAUCACUGACGGAAAGUCAUCCGAUGCUUUCAAAGAGCCGGCCACCAGGUUGAGGAGCGCUGAUGUGGAGAUCUUUGCUGUGGGCGUUAAAGAUGCUGUACGAAGUGAGCUCGAGGCGAUUGCCAACACCCCUGCAGAGACCCAUGUGUACACUGUCGAAGACUUUGAUGCCUUUCAGAGAAUAUCCAAAGAACUCACACAGUCCAUCUGCCUGAGGAUUGAGCAGGAACUCCAAAGUAUCGUCCAGAGACAACUGGUCCAACCCAAAGACCUUUCCUUCUCUGAAGUUGGACCCAGAAGCUUCCGGGCCUCGUGGCAGAUAGACGCCGACAAUGUUGAGUUCUAUUUGAUCCAGUUUAAGCCCGAAGAGGACACCAAAGGACAUUAUGUGUCCAUGUCUGUUCCCGGGGACACUCUGACUGCCGUCCUCCCCCACCUCACCCCUCUAACCCGCUACGAAGUCAAGGUUUCUGCUCAGUAUGCGAAGGGGGACAGCCUACCUGUGACGGGCCAUGAGACCACAUUAGAAGAGGUGGGCCCUCCCAGGAACCUGCUCACCAGCGACGUGACCCCCAGCAGUUUCGUGGCGUCCUGGACGGCGGCGCCUGGAAAGGUCAAGACGUAUCGAGUGGGAUGGAAGUCUCUGAUGUCUGAGGAGAGCGGAGAGAAAACUGUGCCGGGAUAUUUAACCUCCACCGUCCUGGAAGGUCUGAGUCCAGAGACUCUGUACCGGGUGUCUGUGGUCGCCGCCUACGGCUACAGAGACAGCGAGCCGCUGACAGGACAGGAAACCACCGAUGCUUCUCCUGCAGCCAAGCAGCUGCUGGUGUCUGACGAGACCGAGAGGACCAUGAGGGUCACCUGGACCCCAGCUCCAGGAAACGUGCUCAACUACCGGCUGAAGUACGUCCCCGCAGCCGGAGGCAGAGAGAUGGUCCUGAAGGUCCCCGGGUCCGUGUCCUCCACCGUCCUGAAGCGCCUGCAGCCCGUCACCACCUACAGCCUCACGCUCCAACCCAUCUACAAACACGGGGAAGGAAAAGCAAGGCAAGGAGUAGGAACCACACUGUCGCCUUACAAAGCUCCCAGGAACCUGCAGACCUCAGAGCCCACCAAGACCAGCUUUAGGGUCUCCUGGGACCCUGCACCUGGAGAUGUUAGGGGCUACAGAGUGACCUUUCACCCCACAGAGGAUGAUGUGGACCUGGGGGUGCUCCUGUUGGGUCCAUAUGAUAACACUGUGGUUCUGGAGGAGCUCAGGGCAGGAACUAAAUAUUCUGUGUCUGUGUUUGGGAUGUUUGAUGGAGGAGCCAGUUCUCCUCUUGCAGGAGAGGAAAAGACCACCCUGACUGAGGAUCCAGAACCUCCUGCUAUGGAUCCUCCUGUUUCACACAGACAAACCUCUGAACGGUUUUUAUUUACAGCUUCUCCUGCAGCCAAGCAGCUGCUGGUGUCUGACGAGACCGAGAGGACCAUGAGGGUCACCUGGACCCCAGCUCCAGGAAACGUGCUCAACUACCGGCUGAAGUACGUCCCCGCAGCCGGAGGCAGAGAGAUGGUCCUGAAGGUCCCCGGGUCCGUGUCCUCCACCGUCCUGAAGCGCCUGCAGCCCGUCACCACCUACAGCCUCACGCUCCAACCCAUCUACAAACACGGGGAAGGAAAAGCAAGGCAAGGAGUAGGAACCACACUGUCGCCUUACAAAGCUCCCAGGAACCUGCAGACCUCAGAGCCCACCAAGACCAGCUUUAGGGUCUCCUGGGACCCUGCACCUGGAGAUGUUAGGGGCUACAGAGUGACCUUUCACCCCACAGAGGAUGAUGUGGACCUGGGGGUGCUCCUGUUGGGUCCAUAUGAUAACACUGUGGUUCUGGAGGAGCUCAGGGCAGGAACUAAAUAUUCUGUGUCUGUGUUUGGGAUGUUUGAUGGAGGAGCCAGUUCUCCUCUUGCAGGAGAGGAAAAGACCACCCUGACUGAGGAUCCAGAACCUCCUGCUAUGGAUCCUCCUGGCUUUCAAUGCAAGACAUCUGCCAAGGCUGACAUUGUGCUGCUGGUGGACGGCUCCUGGAGCAUUGGGCGCAUAAACUUCAAAGCCAUCCGCAACUUCAUUGCCAGCAUGGUCAGCGUGUUCGACAUUGGUCCGGACAAAGUCCAGAUUGGUUUGGCUCAGUACAGUGGAGACCCAAAGACUGAAUGGCACCUGAACACCCACCCAACCAAAGCAUCUCUGCUCGGGGCUGUCGCCCAACUGCCGUAUAAAGGAGGAAACACGAUGACAGGAAUGGCUCUGAGCUACAUCCUCAAGAACAACUUCAAUCGCAACGUUGGAAUGCGUGAUGACUCCCGCAAAAUUGGUGUCCUGAUCACUGAUGGAAAGUCUCAGGAUGAAAUUGUGGUCAACUCUCAGAACCUGAGAGACAGCGGGAUCGAGCUGUACGCCAUUGGUGUGAAGAACGCCGAUGAGAACGAGCUGAGGUCCAUCGCCUCCGACCCUGAUGAGAUCCACAUGUACAACGUGGCCGACUUCAGCUUCCUAGUGACCAUCGUAGAUGACCUUACCGUCAAUCUGUGCAACAGUGUCAAGGGUUCAGAUUCUGGUCUGGAUGCGCCCACCAACCUAGUGACAUCAGAGGUGACCCACUACUCCUUCAGGGCCACCUGGACGGCUCCUGACGGUCCUGUGGAAAGAUAUCAAGUCACCUACAUGAUGGCAGCUGGAGGACCCACCAACGAGGUUCUGGUAGACGGAUCAGAGACCACUGUAGUUCUGCAGAACCUGACCCCCCUGACAGAAUACUUGGUGAAUGUUUACGCUGUGGCCGGAGACGUCAGCAGUGAUCCUCUGAAGGGCAGCGAGACCACCUUACCGCUGUCAGCUGUGAAGAACAUGAAGGUUUACGACGAGACCAUGAACAGCAUGAAGGUGAGGUGGGACGCUGCACCCAGCGCAACCGGAUACCUGCUGGUCUACAGAUCCAUCAACGCCACAGAGCCUCAGCAGGAAGAAGAGGUUCGUGUUGGAGGCGAAGUAACGGACACAGAGCUGCUGAAACUGACCCCAAACACAGAGUACUCUGUUAGCAUCCAGGCUCUGUAUGGAGAGAUGGCCAGCGAGGCGCUGACGGACCGAGGAGUCACUUUACCCAUGCUGCCGGGUGGAGUCCUGAGGAUCUCAGAUGUGACCCACAGUGCCAUGAGGCUCAACUGGGAUGCCGCACCCGGAGCCGUCCGCAAAUACAUUGUCACCUACCGACCUGAAGACGGAGAGACCAAAGAGAUCACCACGCUGCCCCUGACCGGCCUCAUCUCUCAGACUGAGUAUGAUGUCGCUGUUGCUCCAGUUUAUGAUGAGGGAACAGGAAUCCCAAUGCUCGGAACUGCCAUCACAGAUGUUGUUCCUGCUCCAAAGAACCUGCGGUUCUCUGAUGUGACCCAGUCCUCAUUCAAAGCCACCUGGGAACACGGAGCCCCUGAUGUGGCAUUGUACCGGUUCUCCUGGGUCAAGAAGGGAGAAACCGAUGCUCAGAACGAGAUCCUGAACAGUGAUGAGAUCUCCUACACUCCGGAGAACCUGGACCCUGACACGGAGUACGUGGUGACGGUCACGGCCAUCUACCCUGACGAAUCAGAGAGCGAGGACCUGAUAGGAAGCGAGCGAACACUGUUAACGUCUGCAGAGGUACCUCCUGAACCUCCUCGGAACCUGAGGGUUUUCAACGCCACCACCUCCACGCUGACGGUGAAGUGGGACGCCGCCCCCGGUCCAGUCAAAAACUACCGGAUCACGUACAGACCGCUCGCCGGCGGCGACGCCCAGUCUGUUCAGGUCGGGGGGAAGAAGACCAACAUCAUCCUGCCGCAGCUGCUGCCCGACACGCCGUACGGCGUCACGGUGGCCGCCGUUUACCCUUCAGGCGCCAGCAGAGACAUCUCUGGAGAAGGAAAGACCAAACCUCUGGGCGGUGUGAGGAACCUGCAGGUGCUGAACCCCACCAUGACCACCCUGAACGUCCGCUGGGAGCCAGCUGAAGGCCGGGUCAAGGAGUACAAAGUGAUUUAUGCUCCUGCUGCGGGAGGAGCUGAGAGCAUGGUAGGACUGGAAACGGUGUCGGCAGGAACCACAGCCACGGUCCUGCGAGGCCUGCAGCCCGACACCCUCUACAGGGUCUCACUGGUUCCAGUUUAUGGCAACGGAGAUGGGAAGGUCAUGUCUGAAAAUGGAAAAACAAGGCCUCUGGGAGGUGUGAAGAACCUGAGGGUCACCGACCCCACCAUGACGUCUCUGAACGUGGAAUGGGCCCCGGCUGAUGGAGCCGUUCGUCUCUACAAGGUCUUCUACGUCCCCUCUGCUGGUGGACGAGAGGAGAUGGAACAGGUCCCUGCAGCGACCACCUCUAUCGUCCUCAGGAACCUGCAGCCCGACACGCAGUACACAGUGUCUGUUCUGCCCGUGUACCCGGCCCGGGAGGGGAAACGUCAGUCUGAGGACGGAAAGACCCUGCCUUUAAGCGGCGUCGGCGGCAUGAAGGUGACCAACCCGACCAUCACCACCCUCACGGUGAACUGGAACCCAGCUGGAGGCAACGUGCAGGGCUACAAAGUCAUCUACACCCCCUCAGAAGGAGGCCUGGAGAUCGUGGAGUCAGUGUCAGAGAGCACCACUUCCACAGUUCUGAAGAAACUCUUGCCGGACACACGCUACACCGUCACUGUGGUCCCCGUGUACGCAGAGGGAGACGGGCCGAGCCUGACUGACAACGGAAAGACCCGACCACUGGGAUUUGUGAGGAACCUGCAGGUCACGGAUCCCACCACCAGCACCUUAAACGUGCGCUGGGAGCCUCCAGAGGGAACCGUGCGUGAAUACAUCGUGAUCUGGGUGCCGGCUGCUGGAGGAGAGCAGGAAGUGGACCAGGUACCUGGAACCACCACCAGCACUGUCCUGAAGAAUCUGGACCCAGACACAGAGUACACUGUCACUGUGGUUCCUGUCUACCCUGAGAUGGAGGGAAAAUCUCAGUCAGAGAACGGAAAAACGAAUCCUUUCGGUGGAGUGAAGAACCUGAAGGUGAUCGACCCGACCGUCAGCACGUUGACGGUGCGCUGGGACCCAGCGGUGGGAAACGUCCAGAGUUACAAGGUUCUCUAUGCAGCCCAGCCAGGAGGAGAGGAGCUGAUGGAGGAGGUGUCAGGCGGUACCACCACUACCAUCCUAAGGAACCUGGACUCCGACACGCUCUACAACGUGGCUGUUGUUCCAGUUUACCCAGAUGUGGAAGGAAUCAGGCAGGAAGACAAGGGGAAGACAAAACCUCUGAGCGGGGUGAAGAACCUCCAGGUGACGGACCCCACCGCUAGCUCCCUGAAGGUGCGCUGGGACCCAGCCGAAGGCGACGUCCGGCAGUACAAGAUCCUUUACGUCCCGAUGGCUGGAGGACCCGAGAGCACGACGUUGGUAUCUGGACUGACCACCACCACGGUUCUGAGGGAGCUGCGUCCGGACACGGAGUACAAAGUGACGCUUGUCCCCGUUUACGCCGACGUGGAGGGAAAACGCAUGUCUGAGAAUGGAAAGACCAAGGCUCUGGGCGGAGUCAAGAACCUGCAGGUCACCGAUCCCACCACCAGCUCUCUGAACGUACGCUGGGAUCCGGCAGAGGGUAACGUCCGACAGUACCGCAUCUUUUACGUCCCCGCAUCAGGAGGAGCCGAGGACGUGGAGCAGGUUUCAGGUGGGACCACCAGCACCGUCCUCAGAAACCUGCUGUCAGAUACACCCUACACCGUGACCGUGGUUCCAGUUUUUCUGGAGGGGGAAGGUCUGCGUCAAUCUGACAACGGAAAGACCCUUCCCCGGACCCCACCCAGGAACAUCCAGGUCUACAACCCCACCACCAGCAGCCUAAACGUGCGCUGGGAGCCCGCCUCGGGUCAGGUCCAACAGUACCGGGUGGCCUACGCCCCCCUGACUGGAGUCAGACCCAAAGAGUCGGUUCUGGUUCCAGGAACCAUUAACAAUGCCUUGCUGGACAACCUGAUCCCAGAUACUCCGUACUCCGUUACUGUCUCUGCUUUGUACGCCGACGCAGAGGGGUCACCGGUGAAGGGCAAUGGCAAAACCUUGCCUCGUGCCGGCCCCAGGAAAAUGCGAGUCUUUGACGCCACCACCAGCACCCUGACCAUCGGCUGGGACCACGCCGAGGGCCCCGUCAGGCAGUACAAGAUCUCCUAUGCUCCCAUGACCGGAGACCCCAUCACUGAGUUUACGGUGGUCCAAGGAAACAGAAACAACGCCAUGCUGCAGAACCUGUUCCCAGACACUCCGUACAACAUCACUGUGGAGGCAGUGUACGCCGAGGGGCCUGGAGGGUCUCUGAACGGGAAUGGACGGACAGUUGGCAUGUUGAGUCCCCGAAAUCUGCGGAUCUCAGAUGAGUGGUACACCAGAUUCCGGGUGUCCUGGGAACCAGUUUCUUCUCCCAUUCAGGGCUACAGACUCAUCUACUCCCCUAAAGGCAAAGAUCAGCCAAUCAGCCUCUUUGUUGGAGAUGUCACCUCAUUCACACCAACCAACCUGCAGCCUGGAACCACCUACGAUGUCAAAGUCCUGGCUCAGUAUACCACAGGCAUCAGUGCACCGCUCGUUGGAGUGGGAACAACACUUUUCCUGAAUGUGACCAACAUCGAGACCUACAACGUUGGCCACGACAAGUUCUGCAUCAAGUGGAGUCCUCACCGAGCUGCCACGUCAUACCGCAUCAAGCUCCACCCCCAGGACCCCUCCAGUUUAGGUCAACACGAGGUGACCAUCGCAGCCGGUCUGCCCCAGUACUGCUUCGAUGGACUCUCUCCAGACUCCCUCUACACUGCCACUGUCUUUGUUCAGACUCCAAACCUGGAAGGUCCGGGAGUCAGUACAGAUGAGAGAACCUUGGUGAAGCCAACACUGGCUCCAACAAUGCCCCCCACCCCGACACCUCCACCCACCAUCCCACCUGCAUGGGCAGUGUGUAAAGGUGCCAAAGCUGAUCUGGUGUUCGUCAUCGACGGCUCGUGGAGCAUCGGAGAGGAGAGCUUCACCAAAGUCAUGCACUUUGUCUCCAACAUGAUCGGAGCGUUUGAUGUGGUCGGACCAUCAGGGAUGCAGGUAUCAUUUGUUCAGUUCAGCGAUGGAGCAAAGACAGAGUUCAAGCUCAGCACAUAUCAGGACAAAGGUGUCGCCAUGGCAGCAGUCCAACAGAUUCCCUACAGAGGAGGAAACACCAAGACGGGAGAGGCUCUCAAACACACCUACGAGAAGGCCUUCUCUGUGGAAAGUGGGAUGAGGAGAAAUGUCCCCAAGGUGGUGGUGGUGAUCACUGAUGGACGCUCUCAAGAUGAGGUGAAGAAGAGCGCUGCCAAGCUUCAUCAAGCAGGUUACAGCGUUUUUGCCGUGGGCGUGGCUGAUGUGGACUUCGUGGAGCUGCAGGAAAUCAGCAGCAAGCCCAGCGACAGACACGUCUUUGUGGUGGACGACUUCGAUGCCUUCAAUACCAUCAAAGAAAACCUGAUCACCUUCAUCUGUGAAACGUCCACUUCCUCAUGUCCUUUGAUUUAUGUCAACGGAUUCACAUCACCUGGCUUCAGGAUGCUAGAGGCCUUCAACCUGACAGAGCGGACCUACAGCCUGGUCCCAGGGGUCUCCAUGGAGCCCGGUUCCUUCAACAGCUUCACAGCCUACAGACUUCACAAAAACGCCUUCUUGAACCAGCCCACCACAGAGGUCCAUCCUAAUGGUCUUCCUCAGACCUACACCAUCAUCAUCCUGUUCCGCCUGCUGUCCGACUCGCCUACUGAGCCCUUCGACAUCUGGCAGGUGUCCAGUAAAGACCACAAACCAGAGACCGGGGUCACCCUGGACCCGUCGGCUCAGACUGUGUCGUUCUACAACAAAGAUGAGAGCGGUGAGGUCCAGAGGGUCACGUUCGACAGCGACCCUGUGAAGAAGAUCUUCCAUGGAAGCUUCCACAAGCUGCACAUCCUGGUGUCCGCCAGCAGCGUGAAGCUCAACGUGGACUGUCAGGAAGUGGACCAGAAGAAGGUCCGAGCCGCCGGGAACACGUCCAGAGACGGUUACCAGGUUCUGGGUAAAAUGUCCAAAUCCAUCGGAUCCAAGGGCACCUCGGCAACGUUCCAGCUCCAGAUGUUUGACAUCGUCUGCAGCCUGGCCUGGAACAGCAGGGACAGAUGUUGUGACCUGCCGUCCAAGAGAGAUGAGCUGAAGUGUCCGUCCCUCCCCAACUCCUGCACCUGCACCUCCGAGGCCACCGGGCAGCCGGGCCCCCAGGGCCCAGUGGGAGCUCCUGGCAGCAAAGGUCCUCGAGGAGAAAGAGGAGAGCCUGGUUCGUCUGGACCCGUUGGACCACGUGGAGACAAUGGACCACCUGGACCCAUGGGUCUGCCUGGACCUCAGGGACCCAGUGGGAUGUCAAUGCCUGGAGAGGCUGGCCGCCCUGGACCAAAGGGAGAUCCCGGUGAUGGUGGUCUGCCUGGACAGAAAGGUUCUAUAGGUCCUCCUGGUCCUCCCGGCCCGAUCGGACCAGCAGGAGUGAGGGGACCUGCAGGGAAGGAAGGACCAACUGGACUCAGAGGACCAGCUGGACCAAUGGGACCUCCAGGAACUCCUGGAAUAUCAGGACCUGCAGGAAAACCCGGGAACCCUGGAGACUCUGGUCCUCCUGGAGCUAUUGGACCCAAAGGAGACAAAGGAGAACGGGGUGACUUCGCUCCACAGAACAUGAUGAGGUCCAUCGCCAGACAAGUCUGCUCGCAGCUUGUUAGUGAUCAAAUGUCUCGUGUCAGCUCGUUAAUGAACCAGAUCCCUAAUGGCCAGUACCGCAGCAAUAACCCGGGCCCUCCUGGACCUCCGGGACCUCCGGGACCUCCUGGCAGGCAGGGACCCAGUGGAGAACCGGGUCAGGCAGGAAGGAAUGGUUUUCCUGGAAGCUCUGGUUUACCGGGCCAGCAGGGAGAGAGAGGUCCCGCAGGAGAAAAGGGUGAACGAGGACUUCCAGGAGUGGGACAGAAAGGAUCCCGGGGCCCUCCAGGUCCCCCAGGAGAGAGCAGGACAGGACCCCCAGGUUCUCCAGGUACUGCCGGAUCUCGGGGUCCACCUGGACGUGCAGGUUACACCGGAGUCCGUGGGCCUCCAGGACCUCCUGGGUACUGCGACUCCUCUCAGUGUGUCGGCAUUCCUUACAACGGUCAGGGAUACAUCGGAACCCGGGUCGUCUCGGCCCACCAGGAGGACCACCUGCUGCAGAACCAGCGCCGAAAGAGGUCUCUACCAGAACCGGUGUCAGACCGGAAAACAUCCUAGAGCAUCUGGGUCGUCAGUGUUAGAAACCUG